Phaeodactylum tricornutum CCAP 1055/1 is the source of this 1256-nucleotide messenger RNA. RefSeq names its product flavin-containing amine oxidase. Gene Ontology annotation, molecular function: oxidoreductase activity. The transcript has 2 exons. The annotation marks the transcript as partial. Lineage: Eukaryota; Bacillariophyta; Bacillariophyceae; Surirellales; Neidiaceae. The record is from RefSeq and is a predicted model, not a curated record.
AUGUCGGGCCUAUCCUGUGCUCGCGAACUGCAACACCGAGGCUACCACGUUCUCGUAGUGGAAGCACGGCAACGCGUGGGGGGUCGUCUGAAAGGCACUGCCUUACAACUUCCUACCGGCGAGCAGCAAGUCGAUCUGGGAGGCGCUCUCAUACACGGUAUCGACGACAAUCCCGUAGCCGAGUUGGUGGAUCAGAUUGGCGUUCGCACCCGACCGGUAUCGGAUACUUUACUGCUCGAUAAGACCGGAUGGCCUCUAGAUUUGCGCGAGGAUGAAAGAAUAUCUCAUUUAUUUAAUGAAUGCCUCGAAGAAGCGUUCGAACGCACAAGAGGAAAGCAAUCCGACACUUCGUUUGGUGACCUGUUCAACACUGUUUGCGAGGGAAAAGCCGUCAACACUUCUGCUAUACUGAGAUGGCACAAAGCAAAUCUAGAAGUAUCAUGUGGCACCAGUUUUGAGAAAUUAGGAUGGCAAUGGAAUGAGGACGAGGCUUAUGGCUUUGACGGGGAUCACGUCGCUCUGCAAGCAAGUUGGAAACCAGUGGUCGAAGCCUUGGCGGAACCGUUGGAUAUUGUAUACAAUGCUUCCGUUGAGUUGAUCCACCUCACUGGGCCGAGAAACACAGUUGUUCAAAUCACCUUGAUGGACGGAACGGUUUUGGAGGCUGAUUCGGUUGUAUGUACAGUGCCCUUGGGUAUUCUGAAAAGAAAGACGAUUAGCUUUGACCCACCUUUACCGACCCCAAAGCAACAGGCUAUUGAGCGUCUAGGUAUUGGACUAUUGAACAAGUGUACAUUGUCGUUUCCUCAUGUUUUCUGGCAAGACUCAGACUUUUUGGGCCUAGCUGAGGACGAGCAUUCGUACCUUGUGCUGAAUGGGGCCACGUUUACAGACAACCCUGUACUUCUCUUCAUGUUUGGCGGCGAAUUUGCACACGAGAUCGAGAAAUGGACUGACACGGAGAUUGUGACAGAUUGUUUGCGAAUACUAAGUAGAAUAUGCGGAUGCCAGGUUCCCGAGCCAACUGACUACCAUACUACACGAUGGGGUCGCGAACAGUACUCGCGAAUGGCUUUCACUUUCAUUCCGCCAGGAGUUGAUGGAGCGGCUGAGCUUCGGGCUAUGGGAGAGCCAGUGUUGAAUUCUAUAGGGAACGUCCCAGCGCUUAUGUUUGCUGGGGAGCAUACAACUUUUUUUCAUCCGAGCACAAUUCACGGAGCUUUCUUUUCAGGAAUACGAGAAGCUUAUCGUCUUGA